Laetiporus sulphureus 93-53 is the source of this 1240-nucleotide messenger RNA. RefSeq lists its product as uncharacterized. NCBI's taxonomy places the organism in Eukaryota, Fungi, Basidiomycota, Agaricomycetes, Polyporales, Laetiporaceae. The transcript has a single exon. The record is from RefSeq and is a predicted model, not a curated record. Bases 102 to 1103 code for a protein of 333 amino acids.
UGUGACUUCAUCCAUAAGCAUAUUCAAACCGUAUAUUCCGGUGGAGUACUAAGCACGCAACAAAUGGCUCUACGCACCUCUGAUUCAUCCUCACAAGUGGCAUGUCCUCAAACACAGACGUUCAAAUUUUUCCUGCAUCUCAGACAUGCCUACCCACGGAGUUGGUCGAAAUAAUCAUAUCAUAUGCAUGGUCCAUCCCCAUGUACGCGAGGGACCGCAUCAAGCUUUUCGCCUCCUUUUCCCUCGUCAGCCGUUCCUGGUUCUCGAUGCUCAUCCGCACUGUCCUCAGAGACGUUCAUAUACAGUGCCCGCUGUCUGCGAACGAUUACCUCGACUUCAUUCGAGAACGAAAAACGCCACGCACGGACAAGUUCCGCUGGAUGCAGGAUACAUCCCUGAUCGCCAACGACCUAUGUCGCUCCCUGACAUUUCAUGUUGAGCACGACGCCCACCGCACAUCCGCUGAUGUCCACCAAUCCGUUAUGCUACGAUCUGCGGGGGAUGUGUCAGCCAACGCGAUCUCCACGGCCAUGUACAUGAUCAGUACUCGCAAAUACCUCCCAAACCUCCGAUGCGUCUCCAUAAAUUACGUCAACUGGGGCUUCGACGACAUUUUCGAGCGCGGCCGGUUCCUCUUCUUCCCGGACCAGGUCACACACCUUGACAUCACCUUUGCCUUUGGAAAUGCGUUCCUCGAAGCUCUGGGCAGGACGUUGCGCGAUCAUCACCGCCGCCACUGGCGCGAAGGUUUCAAGGCGCCGAGCGUUCGGCACUUGUCCAUCUUCGGAGCGCCAGCCACCUUCGUCUCGGAGAUGCUUGCAAGGUGUCCGGAAGUGGAGGCACUGGAUACCGACGAUGUCGAAUGCCUAACGCAACUCCUCGCGCUACCCCGGAAACUCAAUACCCUCAUCCUGUAUCCGCAUCAGAAGAAGCUGGAUCGAGUGGAGAUGAUCAAGCGUGUGUUUGGGAAGGCUCAUGGCGUCGGGAACCUUGGCCGGCUCUGCGAGAACAUGGAGCUUCUCGAGCAUUGUGGUCGGUCAGAGGCAAUGAGCAGGGAAAAGGAGAGAUGUUGCGAGCCUCGAGGUUUAUUGCAAGCAAGCUGACAGCCGUCACGGUUUCUGUAGCAGGGAUAGAUGCGUUCCUGGCCUCCGCGGCGUUGCUUUACUCCUCUCUACAGAAUAUAUGAAGUGACUUCAAAUGCGCAGAAUACACAUGAAUUAUCAACGGACUUCAAGCAAGU